Alligator mississippiensis (American alligator) is the source of this 2077-nucleotide messenger RNA. Its product is annotated as CYFIP-related Rac1 interactor A. The transcript has 12 exons. Bases 342 to 1313 code for a protein of 323 amino acids. NCBI's taxonomy places the organism in Eukaryota, Metazoa, Chordata, Crocodylia, Alligatoridae. Gene Ontology annotation, biological process: regulation of actin filament polymerization. The record is from RefSeq and is a predicted model, not a curated record. Gene Ontology annotation, molecular function: small GTPase binding.
UCUAUGGUGGUCUUUGUGAUGCAUUUUAUACUGAUAGCAGCAGCUGCUGCACUGAAGCUGCCUUCAUCAGAGACACACACACACUCACACACUCGCACACGCACACACACAUGGGAAGGGCUCUGAAGGCUGAUAUUCCCAGACGCUCCUCACUCUAAUAGGAUCCGCAGAAGAUUGGGAGGAAGAGUCCGUCCGCCUGCCUGCCUUUCCUGGAGAGCUGGGCUUUCGCUCUUCCCACCAGCACGGUUUCUGCCAGCUGAUGAAGUGAUUUAUGAGCAUUAGACAGCCCCUGUUCCUGCCAUAGAGGUCACCGAAGCAUCAGAAACCAAGGUCUGCUGGCCAUGGGCAACCUGAUAAAGGUAUUGGGCAAAGAUUUAGAAAACUGUCCUCAUUUUUUCCUGGAUUUUGAAAAUGCUCAACCCACAGAGGCGGAGACGGCUGUGUGGAACCAGGUCAAUGCGGUGCUGGAGGAGGCACAGACCAUCCUGGCCGAGCUGCAGUCCUACACCGGCGCGGGACUGGAGAUCAGAGAGGCCAUCCAAAAUCCCAAUGAUCUUCAGCUCCAAGAGAAAGCCUGGAACGCCGUGUGCCCCUUGGUGGCAAAGCUGAAGCGCUUCUAUGAGUUCUCUCUUCGUCUCGAAAACGCUCUGCGGAGCUUGCUGGAAGCUCUGACCAGCCCGCCCUACGCCCCGACUCAGCACCUGGAGAGAGAGCAAGCCCUAGCAAAGCAGUUUGCAGAAAUCCUACACUUCACCCUCAGCUUCGAUGAGCUCAAGAUGACCAACCCUGCCAUCCAGAAUGAUUUCAGCUACUACAGAAGAACCAUCAGUCGAAAUCGCAUUAACAAUUUACAGCUAGACGCGGAGAGCGAAGUGAACAAUGAAAUGGCCAACAGGAUGUCUCUCUUCUACGCAGAAGCCACACCCAUGCUUAAAACUCUAAGCAACGCCACAACCAAGUUUGUCUCUGAGAACAAGACUCUCCCGAUUGAGGACACCACUGACUGUCUAAGCACCAUGGCCUGUGUCUGCAGGGUGAUGCUGGAGACCCCGGAAUACAGGAGCCGGUUCACCAAUACCGAGACCCUGCUCUUCUGCAUGAGAGUGAUGGUUGGAGUCAUCAUCCUCUACGAUCACGUCCACCCUGUGGGGGCAUUCGCAAAGACCUCCAAAAUUGACAUGAAAGGAUGCAUCAAAGUCUUGAAAGAGCAGCCGUCCAACAGCACAGAGGGGCUCCUCAAUGCACUGAGGUACACAACCCGGCACCUCAAUGACGACACCACCUCCAAGCAAAUCCGGGCCCUGCUGCAGUGAGCGCCCGCUGGGCCGGGGUUGGGGGGGUGGGGGCAGGAGCUGUUCAGCACAGGCCCAGAGCGCUGCUACCUUCCAAGCAUCAGCAGAACACAUUAAUGUCGCCAUGUUGCUAGAAAUACCCAUGAUCAUCCUCCUCAUUUUGUAAAGAAAGGGGAAAAAAGAAGGCGGGGGAGGACCCCCCACAACCCAAACAAUAGAAGCAAAAAAAAUAAUAAAGCCCCAAGCCCCUGCCAGCCGCGUCUGGCUGCAGCGGCGGGGCAAUCUGCAUUGCCACGGUCCUUGCUGCUAGGUUCUGUUUCUUCCCCCCACACCAGAGCCGACACGAUACGGCCAGCUCUCAACCCGCUGGGACCGGGCUGGGGCGCCAGGACGGGGUGGCAGGGGUCAGGCUGGCUUCUCCCCGCCCGCCCUGGAUCAACAGCCCAAGAGCAUCAGCCAUGACCACCUCUAGAGAUCUGGGCAAAGGAAGUGGGUAUCCCAGGAAUAGGGGGGGUCUAGCCCCCCAGGCAUGCCACGGGGAAGGCAGGGGAACAGGCAGGCAGCCCCGACCCAGGAGGGUACACACUGCGUCUGAAUCGCUCGUCAGGAAGAUGAGGGUGAUGACGAUGAGGCCACGCGUCCCCCUUGCCGGCUCCCCCGGGCCAAUGCCGGUGGAAACGGCUCCGUCGCCCCUUUUAGAUUUUUAAUAGACAAUGAUUACACCCCCCACCCACCUGUUCUUUUGUACAUUUUUGUGUGAAAUAAAAUAACAUUUAAUCUGUUUA